ACGAGCAUCACAAGCCUCCGUCAGAUGGGCUGGAAGCUCUUUGGAGCAACAGAUAGCAGAGCGGCAGACAGAAGAGAGGAGAGGAGAGAAAAGGAGGAAAUUGGCUCUCUCCAUCCCUCCAUCUCUACAACGCACGACUCUCCUCUCUCUUCCUCCCGCCUGACACGGGGAUCCCCCAACUUUGAGGCUUUUCCCUCUUCUUCCUCCUCCUCCUCCUCCUCCCUCCCCGCCUCCUCCUCCUCUAUCUUGCGCACGCUGCGUUUGCUUUGCUCCGGAGCUUGGCGCACGGCUGCACGACAGUAAACCGCGGCACACGGAGACUGAGCGGCACCGCAGGCAGGGGGGAUACCGGACGGACUGCGGAGAUGCAGGGAUUGCUCCCUGCGUCCUGCGCCUCCCACCACCAGCACCAGCACCGCCGGGGACACGCAGGUUUAAUGGUAUCUAAGUGUGUGCGCGAGUGCAGUGGCGCGCGUGCGUGUGUCAGUGCGGCGCACAGAUGGAGCCGUGCGCUCCGAGUGUGACUGUGAGCAAACCGAGCUCCUCCCGGACACCUGCUGCUGCUGCAGCGCCUCUCUGAUGUGAAGAUGAAGAACUCCCUGCGGAAACUCCAAACCUGCGCAAACAUGUGACUUUUUUUUCUUCUGCUCAAAGGAAUUACAGAGGGGUCGCGCGGCAAAAAGAACCCCCCCCCCCCCCCCUCCCAUCCUCUCCUCCUCUUUCUCUCCUUCUUCAGAGUGACUUCAGGAUGGGUCCUGUUUGGCUUGUUCUUCUGCUCCCAUCCCUCCUCAGAGCGCAGGUAACUCCAGACACAUCAGGAGUCACGGUGGAGGCAGACAACAGCACAGACUCUUUAUCAAACAGGACGGGAAGCUCAAACAUCUCCACCAGUCCCUCCACUUCCUUCAGUCCCCCAGAGCCUACAGAAGCUCCCACAGAGGAGGAAGAUGACUGGUCACCAGCAGAGACCUUCCUGUACACUGGAGAAGCCUCCACUCUGGAAGUGGCCCGCUGCUCACGGGCGUACAGCACACCGGGGCAGUCCAGAUCCCUGCCCACCACCUUUAGCGCCCCCCUCCGGCCAGCUCUGGACGCGCUGGCCAACACGGCCAACUUCCUCAACAUGAUCUUCCAGGCCAGUGACCUGCGGGAGAGCACCGUACAGGAGGAUAUGGAGUGGUACCACGCCCUGGUCCGUGCCCUCCUGGAGGCCGACGUGCUCAUCCAGCGAGCCCUGCUCACCUUCGACGCCGACCCGACUGCCCAGGUGCCGCAGCUGGUUCUCCGUGCCUCCCGCAACCCAGCGGCCAAGGUGCAGAACAUCAUCCUCCAGGACUUAUCCAAGGCCUGGGAGAGCCUGCACCCGCCUGCCCCAGCCCCCGACGACAGCUGGUUCAGAGGUUUUAAAUUCCCAGAGUCCCCCCAGGUGAUGGCCGCCCUGUCCAAGCGGGUGCUCCUCAAUGACCUCAGCACCUUGGACACGCCCAAGUGGAGGCAGGGCGACAGCUACGUGACCAAUCGUAGCGGGGUGCGAUGGGCCAGCGCCCCCUUCCUCGACUGUGAGGAUGGUUGCUUCGUGCCCGGCUGGAUGCUCACCCUGUCCACGUCCUACUACGGCCUCAAGCCUGACCUGACGCCAGAGUUCAGAGGUGUGAUCCGUGUGGAUGUCAACAUUCAAGACAUCGACUUGGACCAGUGUUCGACAGGAGACGGGUGGUUUGCUGAUAGUCACGAGUGCAACCGCACCAGCAUGGAGUGCGUACCAAUUCCAGGCCGGGGUUUUCGACUGGGUCAGUACUGCUGCCGCUGUAAAGAGGGUUUCUACAACCCUGAGAUAGUCCCUCAAGACUCAGGUGUCGAUGCAGAUGGUGGCCCCAUGAACGCCACUGACGGCGGGGCUACGUGCUACCCGAACAUGCCCAUCUGUCUCCCGUGCUGGCCGGGCUGUAAGAGCUGUCAGGACGGCACCCCCUGCUGGGUGCAGGAGGCCUGGCUUCUCAGGGCCGCCGUGCUGGCCGUCCAGGGGGUCUUCAUGCUCCUCAUCUUUGUCAGCAUGCUGGUGGCCUACAGGCAUCGCCGAAACCGGAGGAUCCGGGCGUCCGGCCUCCUGCUGCUGGAGACGAUCUUGUUCGGCUCUCUGCUCCUCUACUUCCCGGUCUUCAUCAUGUACUUCAAGCCGAGUACAUUCAGGUGUAUUCUGCUCCGCUGGGUCCGAAUGCUCGGCUUCUCCAUCGUCUACGGCACAGUCACACUGAAAAUGUACAGGGUGCUGAAGGUGUUCCUCUCACGCACGGCCCAGAGAGUGCCCUACAUGUCCAGCCUCCACCUGCUGAGGAUUCUGGGAGUGAUGCUGAUGACGGUCAGCUGGUUCCUGUGUGCGUGGACGGUGGGUGUCCUGCAGAACCGCGACAGGAACAUCCCGGUGUUCAUCACAACCACCACGUCGGACGGGCAGGGGUUCAACCUGUGCUACCUGGACCGCUGGGACUACAUGAUGGCUGUGGCUGAGCUUCUGUUCCUGUGUUGGGGCAGCUCCCUGUGGACCGCCGUCAGACCGGUCCCCUCAGCCUUCCACGAGCCUCGCUACAUGGGCAUUGCCAUCCACAACGAGCUGCUUCUCUCCACCAUGUUUCACCUUUUCCGGUUCACCUUUCCCUCUCUCCAUCCUGAUUGGAUGUUGCUGCUCUCCUUCACGCACACCCAUGUGACCAUCACCGUCACACUCGCCCUGCUCUUCCUUCCCAAGUUUCUUUAUGUGUCUAAGCCUGGGAGAGAGGAGAUUGCAGCAGAGGUAUAUGAAGAUGAAGUGGACCUUCGGCGCUCCUGCUCGUACCUCAACAGCAGUUUCCACUCUGUUUGGAGUGAGCCCAGUGUGGACCCGGAGGAUUUUCGGGAUGAACUGAAGAAGUUAUAUGCCCAGUUAGAAGUCCACAAGACCAAGAAGAUGACCGCAAACAACCCUCAUCUGUCAAAGAAGCGAAGUUCUCGAUGUACAUUGGGGAGAUCCAUUAUUAGACGCAUUGCUGAGAUCCCAGAAUCCAUGAGCCGGCAGUGCAGCCGCGAGGAGAAAGAUGGAUCGUUCCACAGUAGAAUUGUGAAUCAGGAUUCUUUCAGGAGGACCCCAGAUACAAUAUCAGUCAGUAUCAGUUACAGAAGUUCAAUGACACCAUCACCAUCUAUGCGCAAGUCCCAAAGUGAUCAUCACUAUGUCAGGGAAAGAGACUCUUCUUUGCGUGACUCCAUGUUAAAGGCCAACGCUGUGAAGAGGUCUUCCCGACGAUCUGAGACUGACUCCUUGGAUAUUCCACCAGGGGUCUGUAAAUCAGCCAGUGCCCAAAAUCUGACAAUUGAUACCAAUCUUCUGCAUCCUGAUCACACCAGACUUCAUAAGUCCUGGAGUCUAACUUCAACUACUGCUCAUUCUACAGAAAACAUAUCCAAGGUUAACAGAGCCAGUACAGUGCUGACAAGGUCCAGGCAGAGCAUUUCCAUUAGCGACCAGACCAGGAGUGCUCUCCAGUCAGAGUCUUUUGACAAGGCUGAGGUCUGUCCUUGGGAGGUGGAGCCAGAGCAAUCAGGGGACAAGAACCAGAAGCAUGUCACCUAUGCAAACUCUGAGGAUGGUGAGGAAACAAGACCACCAUCUCCACAGUCGCUUAUCUGUCCCUGGGAUCAUUUACCACCUGUAAAGCAACCUUCAGAGGAUAGGGGAAUGCAAGGUGAAACUCAGUCCCCUAAACCACAGGCUACUGUGUCUGCAAGUUUACCAGGCUCUCCAAGACCAAAGUUCACUAAAGAUCAACGAGUCUUCUCCUUCCGCACCUCCACCACCACUGCUAAGUGGCUCUCUGUGAAAUCAAUUAUGGGCUCCAUGGAUGCAGGAAGCAGGUCCAGUAGGGAUGGAAGUUUUCAUGAGGAUUCUGUUUCACAAAAAAGUCAGGAAAGUGCUUCCACAACACCACGAUCAAGAACAUCUAGUAGACGUCCAAGCGUGGAAAAGAGAUCACUGCAGAAAAGAAGCAUGACAACAGAUGGAAAACCAUGCCUUGUGAAGCAGAAUGCCAUCAGACUGUCUUCUGUGGAUUCUUCUGAGAGAAGCCCAAGAAGGCUUGUGAUUGUAAAAUCUGCCGUCUACCCUUGGGACACGGAUGAUAUGCAAAAAGAUGGCACUUAUGAAAAUGUGUUUUUAUCAAGGCAGAACAGCAAACGUAGUAGUAUAAGUUCUUGGGAAACUGCCAGCAGCUGUAGAACUCCUUCAACUCACAGAAGAGGAAGCAAUCGAAUUACACCAGUCCGUAAUAUUUCCCAUGCAGAUGUGUGUCCAUGGGAGGGACCUGGUACUUUCCAGGAAGGAGAGGGGCCAAAGAAGCAACAGAGCAUUAAAGGAGACGUCUGCCCUUGGGAAGUGUCUGGACCAUCUAAUGUAUGUCCAUGGGAAUCUCAAGAGCAGGGAAAUAUGAAAAGACGAGGAAGUGCCAUUAGUAACGUGUGUCCUUGGGACUCACAGGAUAUUCCCGUUAUUUAUCAUACUAAGCUCUCUAGAGAUUCACAGACACAACAGUCUUUGAAACAUGCAGCAGACGUAUGUCCCUGGGAGACUGCAGAAACUCCUCAACCUUUAAUAAGGCAAGAUAGUGAAUAUACUAAUGUUUGUCCUUGGGAGGUUCAGGAGAAGGCUGAAGUUGUAUAUGAAAACGUAAAUCCUUUGGAGACCAAGGGAACGCUGACAGUGCCCGUCCGACAAGAAGUUAGGAAAACUGCCCUCUACCCCAGUGGAUCAAAAGAUAGUAAUGAACAACAACACCAUGCAAAAUCACCUGCCCUGAGUUUGAGUAGACAAGUGACUAAGACAACAGAAAGUUGUCCAUGGGAUUUCCCCGAACCCCCUAAAAUCAUGGAAAACAUUUGUCCAUGGGAAGAGGGGAACACAGAGCCAACAAAUACAGACUCGAAAACGACCAUUAAGGUAGAUAUUUGUCCCUGGGAGACGGGACAUCAAGACAAACCAGAAGACUCACAAAAAGGUGUCUCACUUUUGAAAGCUGCUUCCAUACAAGCUGAAGAGAAAGACAGCACAAAAGUAAACAUAUGUCCCUGGGAAACUGAGUCCCCUGAAAAACCUGCCGCUACCACGAUGGUGUCACAAGGAGUGGAAAGAUCGGCAGAUGUUUGUCCAUGGGAUAGUAGUGAACCAGAAUCAGGAAAGCCAGAAACCACCAAAAUACCUUUGAGUCAUAUAAGGCAAGACACAGUUCAUGCAAAUAUUUGUCCAUGGGAUACAGAGGAAGCAGGGGCAGUCAAAACUGAAGUAUCAAACGUACCAGAGCAGUCCAAACAAGAUGUUUGUCCAUGGGAAACAGAAGCCCCAAAAGUUCUGAAAAAGCAAGACAGCACUAUGGCAGAUGUUUGUCCGUGGGACACAGAAGAGCCAAAAGUUCUUAAAAAGCAAGACAGCACUAUGGCAGAUGUUUGUCCGUGGGACACAGAAGAGCCAAAAGCUCUUAAAAAGCAAGACAGCACUCGGGCAGAUGUUUGUCCGUGGGACACAGAAGAGCCAAAAGUUCUUAAAAAGCAAGACAGCACUAUGGCAGAUGUUUGUCCGUGGGACACAGAAGAGCCAAAAGCUCUUAAAAAGCAAGACAGCGCUCGGGCAGAUGUUUGUCCGUGGGACACAGAAGAGCCAAAAGUUCUUAAAAAGCAAGACAGCACUAUGGCAGAUGUUUGUCCGUGGGACACAGAAGAGCCAAAAGUUCUUAAAAAGCAAGACAGCACUAUGGCAGAUGUUUGUCCGUGGGACACAGAAGAGCCAAACGCUCCUAAAAAGCAAGACAGCGCUCGGGCAGAUGUUUGUCCGUGGGACACAGAAGAGCCAAAAGUUCUCACAAAGCAAGACAGCGCUCGGGCAGGUGUUUGUCCGUGGGAGACCGAAGAACCAGGAGCUGUCACAAAGCAAGACAGCAUUGGAGCAGACAUUUGUCCCUGGGAAUCUAAGGAUCCACAAACCUCAACAGAAGGCAACAUUGAAAUUCCCACUGGUGACAAAGACGAAGUCACAGAGAACCAGGGGCCCCUCAAUGUAGAGGAGACUCCAGAAGAUAUCAGCACAGAGCAGAUAGAUGAGUCCAAAGAAAACCUGCGGCGCAGUGAUGCUUUGUGUCCCUGGGAGAUGAUAAGGAGCAGAUCUGGUUCAUUCACAGACAAUGCCUCAGAUGUUUUUACAUGGGAGCCUGAGAAUAUUCCUGAAGAAGAUGAAGAGGACGAUGCAGAAUUUGCUGCAGAGGCUCUUGUAUUCCCACCUGAUUUGUGACUUAAAUCUAAACAGCAUUUGUUUUCACUUUUGACCCCUUCCCACUAAAUCAAGGGGAAUCUGAACUCUAUAAAAACCAUUUUGGCGGUAAACUGUUGAAGGGAAACUUCACUGUUUUUAACUUCCCUAGCUCCACAGGGAAGUUGAUGGUCAUACUCUUGAGCAGCUACCCUGCAGCUGGCAGAGCUGAAAGCCAUUUUGUGUUGGACAAUUACUUGGGCUACUCAAAGACAGAAUUUAGGGCUUCGUUGUUUCAAGUUGGACUAUGCCAGGUUGGUUGCUGUCUGACUAAGAAGCUGACGAAGUAGUAGAGACUUGAUGAGCUGGACAGAGAAAGUUGUGCAAACCUGACUGAAAAUAUGUUUUCUUUUAACUGGAGCACUAUUGCACACUAAUUAUGUCCCUAAUCAAUCCAGCAAUGAACUACAAACAGACAUUUCUUGGCUGAUCGAAGGGCAUCUAAGGUAUUUAGAUGAAGACCCUUUUCUUCCUAAUUUUACCCCCCAUUUUAAAUUAAAAUGUUUUUUUGUGUCUUUGUAUGUUUUUAGGUGACAAUUCACAUAUUUGCCAUUUACGUGCAGUAUGUUAGACUCAUGGCCCGGGGUGAAUGUUACCUUACACCUUAGAAAGUCCAGAGUGCUCACAAUCACAAAUACAGCACAGGACCUAAGAGAUGGACUUUAAUGAAAGAUGGAAGCCUAACCAGCACACACACACACCAGAUAAAUUCAGUCUAAUUUUGUUCUUUUGUGGAAAUUAUAUUUUCAAAGUAGAAGAAAAUGUAACGUGUAAAGCAGUGUCGCCAGUACUACAAUGGAUGUCAAAUUACAUUUCUAUCAAGUAUUAAUGGUUGAUUAAACUAUGCAUACCUGUUUUCUUAAGUGACUAAAAGCCAAUAAUUUUCUCACCUUUGAUUCAGUCACAAUAAUGGAAAAAAUAACAUUCCACCACUUCAAGAAAUGCCCAAACAAAUGCAUAAAUCGCCAUAAACUGGAGUGAAAAGCUGCAUUAUCCUUUUAUAUCUGAACAUUUAGAAAGUCAUGUCAAUGCCUUUUAUGCAAAUGCACUUGACACCAGUUUCAUUAAGAUGGGACAACGAGAUUAAACAUUAAAAACACUUAACAAAUGAAAUGUUUGGUAGAUGCAGAGAACUUAAAAUUGUACAGGACAUUUAUGUUGCAGCUAACCUGAGAUUGACUUAAUCUAAAUACUAUAAUAAGUUAUGGAGGUGAAAUGUUGAAUAAUUGCUAGAUAAGGUUUACUACAAAUGUUUGUGUCAGGGUUCUUUAUGCAGAUAUUAUAAUUAAUCAUUAUAGUCAUUUCUGGGAAAAAGUCACAUGUUUGGCAACACUUAAAUAUUCUUUCAAGUCUUUGAAAGGAACUAGACUAUCAGAUUCCUUUAAAUGACUCCACUGAUAUGCAGACGACUGGUAAUACUACAGAAACAAAAAAAUCAACUUAUGGACUAGUCAAAGAUGUCUUAUGACAAUUAGAUAUCUUUAUUAUUAGCUGUGGCCCUACAUUUAAUGUCUGACAUUAAUGAAUACUUCUUUAAAUAGUUCAAAAUCAUUACGUUUCACAUACAGACAAUUGCAACUUUUUAAAGG
Messenger RNA from Dicentrarchus labrax (European seabass), 7914 nucleotides. RefSeq names its product G protein-coupled receptor 179 (gene gpr179). NCBI's taxonomy places the organism in Eukaryota, Metazoa, Chordata, Actinopteri, Moronidae. Gene Ontology annotation, cellular component: membrane. Gene Ontology annotation, molecular function: G protein-coupled receptor activity. Gene Ontology annotation, biological process: G protein-coupled receptor signaling pathway. The record is from RefSeq and is a predicted model, not a curated record.